Molecule: messenger RNA, 631 nt
Organism: Apis laboriosa (Himalayan honeybee)
Lineage: Eukaryota; Metazoa; Arthropoda; Insecta; Hymenoptera; Apidae
Product: muscle calcium channel subunit alpha-1-like
Exons: 4
Coding region: 44-616 (190 amino acids)
Biological process (GO): calcium ion import across plasma membrane
Cellular component (GO): membrane; voltage-gated calcium channel complex
Molecular function (GO): high voltage-gated calcium channel activity
Source: RefSeq, a predicted model, not a curated record
ACGUUAUCCUUUACCCAUACAUGGUAAAAUAAUUUUGAAAAUCAUGAAAAUUAUUGCAGACGAUGGAACGGAGCAAGGAGUGUCGGCCAGGCCACGACGAAUGUCCGAAUUCAACAUGGCCACGAAGAAACAACCGAUUCCAGCCGGCUCGGCUUUCUUCAUUUUCUCCCAAACGAAUAGAAUUCGAAUAUUCUGCCAUUGGCUAUGCAAUCACAGCUACUUCGGCAACGUGAUCCUCGUGUGCAUCAUGAUAUCUUCGGCUAUGCUAGCGGCCGAAGAUCCUUUACGCGCCACCUCUUCUAGAAACUUGGUUCUCCAGAAGUUCGACUAUUUCUUCACCACUGUAUUCACGAUCGAGAUCUGUUUAAAGAUGAUCUCUUACGGUUUCAUCAUACACGAGGGUGCAUUCUGUCGAUCGGCGUUCAACCUGCUCGAUCUUUUGGUCGUGUGCUCCUCUCUGAUCUCUAUGUCUUUCAGCUCCGGGGCAUUUUCCGUCGUCAAAGUUCUUCGCGUGUUACGCGUGUUGAGGCCUCUACGCGCCAUCAAUCGUGCCAAAGGAUUGAAGGUAUCUUUCUUUUCCUCUUGCGUUUACAUAAAAACGGACGAACCUGGAUAAUAUUAUAUGUUUAUU